AUGGCUGUAAAAAGGACAAAUGACCAGAGAACGAUGUCAAUUUAUGAAGUGACACGCAGUUUGAGGGGAAUGGGUAUGGAGAGUCACCGAUAUCACUGGGGCCGAUGUGAAGUCGGAGUGUCUGCGAAUUCAUUGGUUCAAUGGAUACUAAGACUGUUUACUGCUAGCGGCAUUACAGUUCACGGAAUAAUGGACAAAAGUGGCGUGGUCCCCAUGCGACUUUUCGCAAAUUGGGAAAUGGAUCGUGCCAGCUCGAGCGUUGUACAAAGAGUCUGUUUCCUGAGUCUCAAUCGUGCUAUUUUGCAUUCUCUACCAACGCAGACUCAAUCUAUCGUCAUAACAGCCAAACUGGAGGGCAAUAAGAGAAGUUUGCGUAGUAAUGAUAUUGGAGUGACUCCUCAUCACGGUCGAGUCGAUCUGGAUCUUGAUAUUUCUUUCACAAUCCAGUAUCCUCACUUCGUUAAACGGAAAGGAAAUAGCUUGCAGAUUCUGAUACAGAGGAGACGCAAAUUUAAAAAUAGGCCGUUUCCAUCAUCGUUUAAGACGAUCGCUGUCGGUAUGGUAAAUUUGACUCAACUUCUACAGCACGGGGGAUUGCGAGAAAUACCACUGUGGUCGUCGGAUAAUAACGAAAAGCAGUCGUCAGUUGUACAAAGUGUGGGUCGUCUCUGUUUGGUCACCUGUCAGUCUCAGCCACUUGAAAUCGACUUGGAACGGGAUAGGAUCGGCAAAAAACACGGCGCACUAGAAGGAGAUCUCAGCGAGGAGGACUCCUACAGCGAUUAUGAGGAUGCACCUGUUGACAGUGACGUGAAUGAGCCCACUAGCGCGAGAAGCGCUGGGAGAGGGCGAGCCAUCAAAGGAAUCACAAGGCAUCCGUGGCAAAGUCGGAAGAAUAACAUAGCAACGACUUCCACUCUGCUUGAAAAAAUUCAAAAGUCCCAAUGCGGAGACGCGGAGAAUGGCUCUGAUAGUGAAGUAGAAGCGGAGGACUGGUCGUCUGAAACAGAAAAAGAACGUGAUAAAGAGGAAAUUCGGGCUGUCCUGGCACACUCCCACGACAUAUCGAAGGAUUCAGUAGGAUCACCAUUUGCUGGUUCCGGUGACAAAUCACAUACGCCUAGCAGUAUUCCAACAACGCAGACUCGUGUUGUACCUACGAACAGCGCACCGCUAGUGGCAAGCACCUCUCUUGGUGGAAUUUCUCACUCAUUGACAGUCGGCUCAAUCGCAAAGAAGAUGUCGAAUACAGGCUCCACAGACAAGAUGCUCUCCGUUUCGGAUCAGCUAUCAACUCUUCUAUCGGCCUACCCUGCUAAGUCAGGUGGUUGCUGGCUUUGUUCAUUUUCUGACCUACCUCAUCUAUCUUCAAUAGCCGUACCUGCUGUCAAUUGCCCUUCAGCAAGUGUAGUGAAACAGGCUAUGAGUCAGAUUGUGAAUACGAUACAAAACUUUUGCAACUCGAACUCGUCUAAUCCACCGAUAACGUGGGUAGGAGUUAUAGGCGGAGACAGACUUAUGGGACAGAUUUUGCGUGCUUACGUAGAAUGCCUUCAUCAUAAAUCUUCAAGCCAUUGGCUGCACUAUCUUCGUUUGCAAUUAUACCCGCUCCUCACUCUUUGA
Ostertagia ostertagi is the source of this 1623-nucleotide messenger RNA. The record is from the annotation of a GenBank genome assembly. NCBI's taxonomy places the organism in Eukaryota, Metazoa, Nematoda, Chromadorea, Rhabditida, Trichostrongylidae.